UUGAGCACCAGCAUCACCAGAAAGCCUCAGUAAUUCAGAUAAAGUAAAGAGACGGAAGCGUAUUAACUUCGUGGUUUAUUAAAUUUUUUAAGAGUUAAAUGUUGGCAACAUUUCUGGCUUGUUUAUUAUUGUAUAGAAAUGGCUGCCGGUCCGAUUGCAGAAAGAAAUCAGGAUGCAACCAUUUAUGUGGGAGGUCUUGAUGAAAAAGUCAGUGAAACUAUUUUAUGGGAGUUGUUUGUUCAAGCUGGUCCUGUUGUGAAUGUGCAUAUGCCUAAAGAUCGUGUUACAGGCCAGCAUCAAGGGUAUGGCUUUGUUGAAUUCUUGGGCGAAGAUGAUGCAGAUUAUGCUAUCAAAAUUAUGAACAUGAUAAAACUAUAUGGCAAGCCUAUAAGAGUAAAUAAGGCUUCAGCUCAUCAAAAAAAUUUAGAUGUUGGUGCAAACAUUUUUAUUGGCAAUCUAGAUCCUGAGGUUGAUGAGAAGCUUCUGUAUGAUACGUUUUCUGCUUUUGGUGUGAUCCUCCAAACUCCAAAAAUUAUGCGAGAUCCAGAAACUGGAAAUUCCAAAGGUUAUGCAUUUAUAAACUUUGCUAGUUUUGAAGCGUCUGAUGCAGCCAUUGAAGCCAUGAAUGGGCAGUAUUUGUGCAACAGGCCAAUCACUAUUUCUUAUGCUUUUAAGAAAGAAUCAAAGGGUGAAAGACAUGGCUCUGCAGCUGAACGUCUGUUGGCUGCUCAGAAUCCCCUGUCUCAUGCUGAUCGUCCUCAUCAACUGUUUGCUGAUGCUCCACCUACUGUUGGUGGUCCAAUGCCUGUUCCUACUCACAUGGUUCCUCCACCUAUGCCUCCUCCUGGUUUACCUGCUCCUCCACCAGCACCCAUGCCAACAACUACAGUGGUUUCUACGACAAGCUCUCUACCUCCACCCCCACCAUUGCCUCCAAGUUCCUUGCCCCCUCCUCCACCAUUAUCUAUGAGGCCGCCUAUGCCACCACCACCAUCACAACCUCCUCCGCCUCCACCAUCAUCUCACAUGCCACCUCCUCCACCUGCUCCUCCAGUUUCAUCAUUUGGUGGAAUUCCUCCACCACCACCUCCUUUACCAACAACAGCUGCAUCUCAAAUACCUGCUCCACCCAGUUCAGAUGCACCACCACUUCCUCCAAAAAGUAUAGAGCAGCCACCUCUUCCACCACCACCUCCUCCUAUUGGUAUGCCUCCAAAUAUGCCACCAUUUCCUGGUCAAGGCUUGCCUCCUCCUCCAAUACCUGGAAUGAGGCCUCCAAUUCCUGGAAUGGGUUAUCAUUCACAGCCAUUUGGGCCACCACCUCCACCAUUCCCACCUGGUCGUGGUGCUCCUCCUAUGCCCCCUCCUCCACCUGCACCAAGAAUGAGAAUGCCACCUCCACCACCUCCUCCUCCACCAAGUUCCGCUCCUUAAAACUGAUUUUGUAUCUAAAUGAACUUUUAUAGGAAAAGACUUUAAAUAAAUAUUUUGUUUACUUGUA
Parasteatoda tepidariorum (common house spider) is the source of this 1501-nucleotide messenger RNA. RefSeq names its product splicing factor 3B subunit 4. Gene Ontology annotation, biological process: positive regulation of mRNA splicing, via spliceosome. Lineage: Eukaryota; Metazoa; Arthropoda; Arachnida; Araneae; Theridiidae. The record is from RefSeq and is a predicted model, not a curated record. Gene Ontology annotation, cellular component: precatalytic spliceosome; U2 snRNP; nucleolus. Gene Ontology annotation, molecular function: RNA binding.